This is a messenger RNA of Trichophyton rubrum CBS 118892, 156 nucleotides long. RefSeq lists its product as uncharacterized. The coding region runs from base 1 to 156 and encodes 51 amino acids. The record is from RefSeq and is a predicted model, not a curated record. Lineage: Eukaryota; Fungi; Ascomycota; Eurotiomycetes; Onygenales; Arthrodermataceae. The transcript is spliced from 2 exons.
AUGACUCGCGGUAAUCAGCGCGACAAGGCGAGGGAGAAGAACCUCAAGGAGGCGGCCAGCCAUAAGAAGAAAAAUGAAAUGAGUGGGACUGAGUAUGCUCGUACUAAGGAGGCUCAGGCUGAAAUCAUGCGGAAGAAACAAGAAGCCGGUUCGUAG